Pistacia vera is the source of this 1407-nucleotide messenger RNA. RefSeq names its product alcohol dehydrogenase-like. The record is from RefSeq and is a predicted model, not a curated record. Gene Ontology annotation, cellular component: cytosol. The transcript has 10 exons. Gene Ontology annotation, biological process: formaldehyde catabolic process. NCBI's taxonomy places the organism in Eukaryota, Viridiplantae, Streptophyta, Magnoliopsida, Sapindales, Anacardiaceae. The coding region runs from base 92 to 1234 and encodes 380 amino acids. Gene Ontology annotation, molecular function: S-(hydroxymethyl)glutathione dehydrogenase [NAD(P)+] activity; zinc ion binding.
GGCAAGAUUAAGGACACAAACAUGUGCUCCUCCUCUAUUACAAACUCGAAGACGGAAAGUGUUUAGUUUUCAUUCUCGUAUUGAAUCAACCAUGUCGACUUCUGCUGGUCUUGUGAUUCCGUGCAAAGCUGCGGUCGCAUGGGAAGCAGGGAAGCCGUUGGUUAUAGAGCAAGUGGAGGUUGCUCCACCACAGGCCAUGGAAGUAAGGAUCAAAAUCAAAUACACCUCACUUUGUCGCACUGAUCUCCACUUCUGGGAAGCCAAGGGCAACACACAAUUGUUUCCUCGAAUAUUUGGCCAUGAAGCAGCUGGAAUUGUAGAAAGUGUUGGGGAAGGAGUAAAAGACCUUGAUGUAGGGGAUCAUGUGCUUCCAGUAUUUACAGGGGAAUGUGGAGAAUGUGGGCACUGCAAGUCUGAAGAAAGCAACAUGUGUGACCUUUUAAGAAUAAAUGCGACCAGAGGAGUAAUGCUUGCUGAUGGAAAUUCAAGGUUUUCCCUCAAGGGGAAGCCGAUAAAUCACUUUCUUGGCACCUCUACCUUUAGCGAGUACACGGUUGUCCAUUCAGGGUGUGUUGUGAAGAUCAAUCCAUUAGCACCUCUGGAUAAAGUAUGCAUCCUCAGUUGUGGCAUUUCAACAGGAUUGGGUUCAAUUUUUAAUGUGGCAAAACCUAAAAAAGGUUCUUCAGUUGCUGUCUUUGGAUUAGGGGCUGUUGGUUUAGCUGCUGCCGAAGGGGCAAGAAUUGCUGGAGCAUCAAGGAUUAUUGGGGUGGAUAGGAGCUCCAAGAGGUUUGAUGAAGCCAAGAAGUUUGGGGUAAAUGAAUUUCUUAACCUUAAGGAACAUGACAGACCCAUUCAAGAGGUUAUUGCAGAAAUAACAAAUGGUGGAGUUGACAGGAGCAUAGAGUGCACGGGCAAUAUUGAUAACAUGAUCUCAGCUUUUGAGUGUGUUCAUGACGGAUGGGGUGUGGCGGUACUCGUCGGAGUACCAAAUAAGGAUGCAGUCUUUAUGACGAAGCCCAUCAAUGUCCUUAAUGAAAGGACGCUAAAAGGAACUUUCUUUGGCAACUACAAACCCAGGAGUGACCUCCCCUCUGUUGUUGAUAUGUACAUGAACAAGAAAUUGGAACUGGAGAAGUUUAUAACCCAUCAUGUCCCUUUCUCAGAAAUCAAUACGGCCUUUGAGCUCAUGUUGAAGGGGCAGGGUUUGAGGUGCAUUAUCAACAUGGAAGCCUAAGUUCUAGAAGAAGAAUAAUUAAUAGUUCGCAUUUAUCAAACUUCUGUUGUGUAGGUAAUUAAUGUUAACUGUUAUGUAUGUUUCUACAUCGGUGUUAAACUGAGUGUCUUAUAUUUUAUGACACAAGUUCAGCAAUGGGAUAGCCCUAUUUGCUAUUCUCUUCCCAAUAAUUU